Messenger RNA from Carassius auratus (goldfish), 1893 nucleotides. RefSeq names its product overexpressed in colon carcinoma 1 protein homolog. The transcript is spliced from 5 exons. The record is from RefSeq and is a predicted model, not a curated record. Bases 222 to 452 code for a protein of 76 amino acids. Lineage: Eukaryota; Metazoa; Chordata; Actinopteri; Cypriniformes; Cyprinidae.
GAGAGACUCAAGGGAAGAGCAGGAAGUAUAGCAGCUCAGAAACCUUCAGACUCAGCCAUCAGAGCGCACUUCCCUCAUCCUCACUCUCUCCUCAUUCCUCCAUUCAUCCUUCUCCCUUCUAAUUCCAGUAUUCUUUCCCUUUUCUUCCCUUCUCAUUGCCCUCAGCACUGUCUGUCUCUCCUCUUUCCAUCUCUUUGAUUGACUUUGACAAAGUUUGAAGCAUGGGCUGUGGGAAUUCCACCUCUGCCAGCACAGCUGCAGGUCCAUCUGAGUCAGCCAAAGAUGUCCCAUCGGAUCAUCUCUUGGUUCUGUUCUGGUUCUGGGCCCACAGGCAGGACGAUUCGUCUGUUGAUGACGAGAAGAGGAGGAAUUAUGGUGGCGUGUAUGUGGGCUUACCUGCAGACCUCAGCAAUGUGGCCACCGGACAAACAGCCUCCACACACAAAGAAUAAUGAUAUUCAGAGCUGAAGGCACAGAUAAAGGGCUUUCCAGAGGGAGUCAUGUCUGAAAAUUGCUGUGUAAUGAUCUCAACAGGACGCAAUUUUCGUCAUCUCGCCGGAAUCCUUUGAGAGCCAAUCAUCUAAUUGAACUCUCUGGAAACUGAACUAGAAUUAGAUCUGCUGACAAGGUCAGAGGUCAAAGACAAAUCAUCCCUCAGCUCUUUUAAGGGCCAGUUCUACCAGCACCUUGCUUCUCAGGACAAUGACACACAGGUGUUAAUGACAAUCACAGAGCAAUGAAGAAGCUAAAAACGUAUCUUUGAACGAUGUUGCUCUGUAUGUUUUUAAAAGGGUUUUUACAAGGGUCAAGUGGUUUUCGAUGGGGAAAUGGGACAUUUAAGGCACUACUUAUGCACUCAUGAGUCUGUGUUUUUGUUCUUCACUCUUUCAACAUGAUAUACAUCCUUUCAGACAUUCUCCUCUACACUGUAAAAAAAAAAAUAUUUACAGUAAAAUACCGGCAGCUGUGGUUACCAGAACUUUACCGUAAAAAAAUAUGGUAGAAACAUUUUAGGUUUUAUAGACUUAAUUUAAUUUCACGAUAAUAAAUUUCAUUAACUGAUGUAAUGUUAAUAAAGCAGCAUAUUGAAGUUCUAAUAUCUGUUUUGAACCAUUGUAAUACUAAUAACCGCCAAAAACAGUAAAAUUACAUUAAAUGUAAUAACAGUUAUUCACCGUAUAUAUUAUGGAAACUUACUGAUAACCAAUAAACAUGUUUUUACUGUAGCAUUUUUACAGUCUUUUACUGUUAAAAUCACAAUCAUUUUUUACAGUGUAGUCGUAAAAUGUCCAUAUUAUGCCUUUUUGAAUAUUACCUUUCAUGUAGUGUAUCAUGUAGCUAUAUGUGAACAUAAACUAUCUGCAAGUUUUGAAGCUGACAGUGCACGAUAAAUAAAGUUAUUGUCUAUAAAAAUUUGUAAAACAAGUUUGGUUGCAAUAGCCAAAAUGAGUCGUCACAAAUUCGAAUCCUAUUCGGUUACGGCUCUACGUCACAAAGUAACACAUUUGUAUAAUUUCUGCCCACGUUCUACAUCUCCAAUUCGCUUGCCUACAAAUGGUAAAAUUUCACUUGACACUUACCAUUGAGAAAUGUCCUGCUCUAGUCAUGCUUGAGAAUCGGUCUCUUGUCAAUCAGCCAGUUUAACCAUUUCAUCAUCAGACUCUGGCUUGAAUAAGCUACAAUCCAUACCAUCUUUACUAUGUAUUGACAAGUCUUCAAGGCUGUCCUUCCGUCAUGGCAAUGGGCGUUUAAUUUCUGGACGUGGUCCAGACCAAUCCAGAGCCAAUCUUUCUAUUACUCUGUAUCAUUCACAAAGGACUGCGCCAUCUGACCAAUCACAACAGUGAGUUGUUUACAAAUGUCAAAUUAUUAUUAUUAUUAUUUUUUUUGAGA